AACAAGGAUUAUUCAAAAACAAUAAAAUUACCAAUUCCAUCCUCUUCUUCCUCUUCUUCUUCUCCUUCCUCAUUAUCAAGCGAUGAAAAGCCCAAAUCAUCAGUAAAAGCAAAUUCUGUUUUACAAACAAAAAUUAUUGAAACAGAUGCCGAUGAACGUCGCCGUCGUUCAAAAGAAUCGAAAGAACGUUCAAAACGUCUUUAUGAACAGUUGUCCGAAGUACAAGAAAAGAAAAAAUUCAAUGAAACUCGUCAACAAGCACAAACCUAUCGUCAACGAAUGAAUGAAUUUCAACAAACUGUUUUGAAAAAGAAAACAACUAAUGGUGGUAUUAAUAAAAAAAAAUGA
Didymodactylos carnosus is the source of this 348-nucleotide messenger RNA. Lineage: Eukaryota; Metazoa; Rotifera; Eurotatoria; Philodinida; Philodinidae. The record is from the annotation of a GenBank genome assembly.